AUGCCGCCGCUCUAUGCCAGGGCGUCUAUAGCUACGGGAGCCUGUCUGAUGCUGUGGGGGCUCGACACUGGCAGCAUAGGCCCCAUAACAGCAAUGGAGACUUUCAAGACCUCAUUCGGUCACUUCUCCGCCAUCCUCCACGGCGCAAUCGUCUCAACCCUUCUUAUAACCGGCACGAUCAGCGCCCUCCUAGCAGGCAUGCUAGCAGACCAACUCGGCCGAGUCGCCAUGAUAUCUACCGGCGCCGCCGUCUUCGGCCUCGGGGCCGCCAUCGAAUGCGGUGCCGUCCACCUCGCAAUGUUCAUCGCCGGCCGCGCCGUAAAGGGUCUCGGUACGGGACUCUUCGUCAGCACCGUCGCCGUGCAGAUCUGCGAAAUCACGCCCGCCAAGACGCGAGGUUUCUGGGUUGCGUUCUCACAGUUCAUGCUUACGGUGGGAUUAUCCCUGGGGUAUUUCAUCUGCUACGGAACGCGUCGUGUGGCGGAUUCGUCGGCGUCUUGGCGGGUGCCGCUGGCUGUUGAGGCGAUUCUGGGAUUUGGACUCGCUGCGACGACGCUUUUUGUGCCGCAGUCGCCUCGAUGGUUGGUGGCCAAGGGUCAAGUCGACAAGGCUCGGCUUGUCUUUACACAGCUAGGCAUCAGCGAGGAGGAGCAGCGGGAGAUGCUGGCGUCCAAGGGCGUUCAGGAGGCAGCAGCAGCCGCAGUACAUCCUCCCAACAUGAGCAUGGCGGACACCGUCAGAGCGACGAUCCAUGAUUUCCGGAAAGCUUUGUCCAGGCCUUUCCGCUCUCGCACUGCUUUUGGAUGCUUCUUGAUGGCUGCCCAGCAGACCAGCUUCAUCGACGGAAUUCUGUAUUACGCCCCCUUACUGUUCCGUCAAUCAGGUCUCUCAGAGGAAACAACAUUCCUCUGUUCGGGAAUCCUGGCUUUGGUGAUCAUGGUAGUCACUAUCCUGGCCACCAUCUUCACAGAUAGCUGGGGCCGUCGGACCUGUACCAUAGUAGGAGGGACUGGCAUCGCCAUUCUCAUGUUCCUGAUGGGUUCCUUGUACGCCGCCAACCAGGUCCGUGUCGAUGGGGGUGCCGGACGGUGGGUGGUGAUUGUAUCCAUCUACCUCUUCGCCGUCGUUUUCAAUGGCACUUGGGCUAUUUGCAUCAAGGCCUUCCUGGUUGAGAGUCUCCCGCGCGAGACGAGGUCUAGCGGUGCGGCGCUGGGACAGGCUGCCAACUGGUUGGCCAAUUUCGUUGUUGCUCUGACGGCGCCGCCCUUUCUCGCUGCCUCAUCUUCGGGGCCGUACUUCUUUUACGGCGGAUGUACGCUGGUAAGCGUUGUCGUCUGCGCAGUUUGGAUGACGGAGACGAAGAGCCAGAGUCUAGAGGCUAUUGAGGCGGCGUAUCUUGAGCGUAAAUCGGGCAAGGUUGAUGAGAAGAUGACAUGGACGACGACGACGGAGGGUUUGAGCGGUUCAGAAGAGACUUAG
Colletotrichum tamarilloi is the source of this 1479-nucleotide messenger RNA. RefSeq names its product sugar transport protein. The transcript is spliced from 2 exons. Gene Ontology annotation, biological process: carbohydrate transport; transmembrane transport. NCBI's taxonomy places the organism in Eukaryota, Fungi, Ascomycota, Sordariomycetes, Glomerellales, Glomerellaceae. Bases 1 to 1479 code for a protein of 492 amino acids. The record is from RefSeq and is a predicted model, not a curated record. Gene Ontology annotation, cellular component: membrane. Gene Ontology annotation, molecular function: carbohydrate:proton symporter activity.